Messenger RNA from Lottia gigantea (owl limpet), 615 nucleotides. RefSeq lists its product as hypothetical. The record is from RefSeq and is a predicted model, not a curated record. The coding region runs from base 1 to 615 and encodes 204 amino acids. NCBI's taxonomy places the organism in Eukaryota, Metazoa, Mollusca, Gastropoda, Lottiidae. The transcript has a single exon.
AUGAGUGAAACCCCUGAUCAUGGUAUUGGGGCUGGUGAUAGAGAAACUUUUCAACAACAAACAAUAGAUCCAUGUAUCACAAAUAGGUCAGAAAAUAUUAACUUAUUACCUGUCAUUCAUCCAGAAGACAGUGUGUCUAACACGGGUAUGAAUAAUUCAAGCACCAACAUGACCUACCAAACUGUUGCCACUAGUGUUAAUACAGAUCCAGCAAAGUCAACAAUAUCAAUAAUGAUUUACAAAAGUAAACAAAAGGAAAUUGAAUUGGCAGCUAAAUCUGCAGCACUGAAAGAGAAGAAUAAGAUGGAAGCACAAAAGGCAGAAAUACAGAAACAGAUAGAAAUUGAAGAGGCUGAGGAAGAAUUGACUUUAGCUAGUGAAAGAUUACAGAGAAUGAAAACUAAACAAAACCUUAGGGAAAAGCAAGCUGAACUUGAAAGGAAACAGAGUGAGUUGGAAAAUGAUGCUAAUUUAGAAGCAACCAAAGCAAUUACAAGAGUUUUGUACCAAAAAGAAGACCCAGUUAUUAAUUUUAAAGAGCCUCUUAGUAUUGCAUCAUUUAUUCCCAAACAGACAACACAGUCAGUUAAAGAAAUACUAGAAAGGAAAAAGUAG